This is a messenger RNA of Plasmodium adleri (nom. inval.), 1521 nucleotides long. Its product is annotated as folate transporter 1. The transcript has 4 exons. The coding region runs from base 1 to 1521 and encodes 506 amino acids. The record is from RefSeq and is a predicted model, not a curated record. NCBI's taxonomy places the organism in Eukaryota, Apicomplexa, Aconoidasida, Haemosporida, Plasmodiidae.
AUGGAAGAUGACGAUUUCAUCAUAAAAGAUAAAAAAGUAAAUUAUGAAACGUGUAGCACAGAAACGAUCGCUUCCUAUAUUUCUAUAAACGAAAAGUGUCAACUGAUAGAAAAGGAAAUAAAUGAAGAUGAAAGUGAUAAUCCUUAUUUGAUAUUCAAUAAAAUAUCAUCCAGUUUAAUAGCUAUGUUACAAGGAGUAGAAGUUUUGUGUAAUCUUUCUAUUAUAUAUCUGUUGAAAGAUAAUUAUCAUUUACACCCAGCUUCACUUAGUAUCGUUAUGAGCUUUAUAAAAAUUCCAUGGUCAGUUAAAUUAAUAUGGGCUGUGAUAUCAGAUAAUUAUCCAAUAUUUGGAUAUAGAAGAAAAUAUUAUUUAUUAUUAGGAUCAUUUCUAUGUAUAUUAUCAUUAAUAUGUCUAGGUUUAAUUACUCAUAAUAAUUUAAUUAUAACAAUAUUUUUAUUGUUUAUAUAUUUUUUUGGAAGUUCUCUUUGUAAUGUAAUAGGAGAAGCUCAAGUAGUUGAAUCAAACAGAAACUGUUCUAUAAAUGGCUCUGCUAAAAAUGUGUCUCUUUUUUUUGCCUUUAGAAAAUUAAGCUUUGCUAUUAUGUCUUAUUUAUCAGGAUAUUUAUUAUUACAUAUGAGUAAGAAGCACAUAUUUUUAAUUGGAUCAUUUUUACCCUUAUGUGUAUUUACUUCAGCAUUUUUUAUAUAUGAAAAAAGAAAUUAUAAAAAAUCAUCUAUCAAACAACAAAUUAAAUGUAUUUAUGAUAUCAUAAAAAUAUCAUAUAUUAAAAAUUUUAUUAUAUUUAUAUUUAUAAUGAUGUCUACACCAUCAUGUGGAAAUACACUCUUUUUUUAUAUUACUAACGAAUUAAAAUUUAGUCCAAAUUUAUUAGGAAAAAUGGCUAUGUUCCAAUCAUUAGCUAGUUUCAUAUCUAUUAUAUCAUAUAUGCUUUUUUUUACUAAAAUAAAUAUCAGAAAAUUAUUAUUAUACUCUACAAUUAUUAUUACUCCUUUUUGUUUAUUACCAUUAAUAGUUAUCAAGAAAUUAAAUAAUUUUUUAUUUAUAGAAAAUUCUUUAUUUUUUAUUACAGAUACUGUACUUAUCGAAUUUAUAGCAGAAUUUCAAACAAUGCCUAUUCUAGUAUUAUGUUCAACAUUAAUACCUGAAGGUUUUGAAUCGACAAUAUAUUCUUUAUUAUUAUCAUCUAAUAAUUUUGCAUCUAUAAUUAGUUCCUUCCUUUCAUCUAUAUUGACAUAUUCAUUGAAUAUCACAUCAACAAAUUUUAAUAAUUUACCUUAUAUGAUAAUUAUAUGUUGCCUUACAAAUCUAAUCCCAAUUUUCUUCUUAUAUAUUUUACCAGAUCCUUCAGAACAAAAAAAUAAUUUACAACAUUAUAAUUCACUUACUCAAAAAAAUUAUUCAUAUCCAUCCACUGAUUAUUUAUCAUCUCAAAAAUCAGAUUCCUCUGAAAUAACUAAAUUUUCUGCAGACAUGUUAAUUGAUGACAUAGCCGUGGAAUGA